This is a messenger RNA of Lathyrus sativus (Indian pea), 774 nucleotides long. The record is from the annotation of a GenBank genome assembly. Lineage: Eukaryota; Viridiplantae; Streptophyta; Magnoliopsida; Fabales; Fabaceae.
AUGACCUCUGCAACUACAACCUUAACCCUAUGCCAGUGUCAAUACCAAUCUUUUUCCACUUCUUCUCCUCGUCUUCCUGGCAGGGUUACAUGCAGAGCCUCUGAGUCUCAGCCUCAGCUUUCAGUGUCCACAGUUGACAAAACCCUCUGCCAAAUCAAGAGUUCCGGUGUCAUAGCUUGCCUCAGAGCCAAUAGUGCAGAAGUGGCCAUGGAAGCUGCAAAUGCUGCAAUAGCUGGUGGCAUUUCAGUUUUGGAGAUUGUGAUGUCUACCCCAGGUGUGUUUGAGGUUCUAGAGAAGUUGGUGAAGGAGCAUCCUAGAAUAGCUCUAGGGGUUGGAACUGUUCUCAGGAUUGAGGAUGCAAAAACUGCAAUUAAUACAGGCGCUAAAUUCCUGAUGAGUCCUGCAAUCGUUAAGGAUAUUUUGGAUUAUGUUCAAGGUGGUGAAAUUUUAUAUAUUCCUGGCGCAAUGACUCCAACUGAAAUAUUGUCUGCGUAUGAUGCGGGUGCAAAAAUGGUCAAGAUUUAUCCGGUUUCUGCACUUGGAGGAUUUCAGUAUAUAUCAGCAUUGAAAAAGCCUUUUCCUCAUGUUUCAAUGGUUGCUUCUCAGGGAAUUACAAUAGAUUCUAUGGAAGAAUAUAUUAUACGAGGAGCAUCAUCAGUUGUUUUGUCAGAUGCUAUAUUUGAUAAAGAGGCAAUGUCUCAAUGUAAUUUCAGGAAGAUAUAUAAACUUGCACAAUCUGCUACCUUGUUGGGUAACCAAGCUGUGAAUAGGUGA